Messenger RNA from Nannospalax galili (Upper Galilee mountains blind mole rat), 7713 nucleotides. RefSeq names its product integrin subunit alpha 1 (gene Itga1). NCBI's taxonomy places the organism in Eukaryota, Metazoa, Chordata, Mammalia, Rodentia, Spalacidae. Gene Ontology annotation, cellular component: integrin complex; external side of plasma membrane. Gene Ontology annotation, biological process: integrin-mediated signaling pathway; cell-matrix adhesion; cell-cell adhesion. The transcript is spliced from 29 exons. The record is from RefSeq and is a predicted model, not a curated record. Gene Ontology annotation, molecular function: integrin binding. The coding region runs from base 440 to 3979 and encodes 1179 amino acids.
UCCUACCAUAACCUUAGGGAUUUGGCACUGGAGCGAGAUCGCCCUCUCAAUGAAAGGCAGAUGUCCCUUUAAGGUUUGCUUUGCAGCCCGUGGACUUUAGCCUAAACAAGGACCCGCGAAGUUGGCUUUAUUUGUCCAUGUCUCGGACAGAGCCUGGGAGGCUGCCAGUGAGAUUUCAGAGACCCGCGAAGGGGCGGGCGAUGUGGCAAUCCGUCUGGGAUGUGAAAAGCGUGGAGCGGACUUAGAGGCAUUUUACCAAAACACAGGAAAUCACUCUGCGCGCCUGGGGCUGCAGUAGCUGGGGCCACCUCCUGAGACCCGCCGCCACCGCCAGAGUGGCCCAGAGCUCCGGAUCCUACCAGCUUCUGCCAGCCAGCUCCUGCCAGCCAGCUCCUGCCCGCAGAACCAGCACUUCCCGGGCGCUGCAGCGGCUCCAGCCAUGGUCCCCAGGCGCUGUGCCAGCCCAGGGGUUGCUGUCGCCUGCUGCUGGUUCCUCACCGUUGUUCUAGGCAUCUGCGAAUCCUUCAAUGUUAAUGUGAAAAAUUCCAUGAAUUUCAGUGGCCCAGUGGAGGACAUGUUUGGAUACACUGUUCAACAAUACGAAAAUGAAGAAGGAAAAUGGGUGCUUAUUGGUUCUCCUUUAGUUGGUCAACCCAAAGCCAGAACUGGAGAUGUCUAUAAGUGCCCAGUUAGGAGAGAGGGAUCAAUGUCUUGCAUCAAGUUGGAUCUACCAGUUAAUACAUCGAUUCCCAAUGUCACCGAAAUAAAAGAGAACAUGACAUUUGGAUCAACUUUAGUUACCAACCCAAAUGGAGGAUUUCUGGCAUGUGGGCCCUUGUAUGCCUAUAGAUGUGGACAUUUGCAUUACACAACUGGAAUCUGUUCUGACGUCAGCCCUACAUUUCAAGUCGUGAACUCCUUUGCCCCUGUACAAGAAUGCAGCACUCAGCUGGACAUAGUAAUAGUUCUGGACGGUUCCAAUAGUAUUUACCCUUGGGAAAGUGUCACUGCUUUUUUAAAUGACCUCCUUAAAAGGAUGGAUAUUGGCCCUAAACAGACACAGGUUGGAAUUGUACAGUAUGGAGAAAAUGUAACCCAUGAGUUCAACCUCAAUAAAUAUUCAUCGACUGAAGAGGUACUUGUUGCAGCAAAUAAAAUAGGCCGGAGAGGUGGCCUCCAGACGAUGACAGCCCUUGGAAUAGACACAGCAAGGAAAGAAGCAUUCACUGAAGCCCGGGGUGCCCGGAGGGGAGUUAAGAAAGUCAUGGUUAUUGUGACUGAUGGAGAAUCACAUGACAACUAUCGACUGAAACAGGUCAUCCAAGACUGUGAAGAUGAAAACAUUCAGCGAUUUUCCAUAGCUAUUCUUGGCCACUAUAACCGAGGAAAUCUGAGCACUGAAAAAUUCGUGGAGGAAAUAAAAUCAAUUGCAAGUAAACCCACUGAAAAGCACUUCUUCAAUGUCUCAGAUGAAUUGGCCCUGGUCACUAUUGUUAAAGCUCUGGGAGAAAGAAUAUUUGCCUUGGAAGCUACAGCUGACCAAUCUGCCGCUUCAUUUGAAAUGGAAAUGUCUCAGACGGGCUUCAGUGCUCAUUAUUCACAGGACUGGGUCAUGCUUGGAGCAGUGGGGGCCUAUGACUGGAAUGGAACAGUCGUCAUGCAAAAAGCUAACCAAAUAGUCAUCCCUCAAAACACAACCUUUCAAGCCAAGUCUGCCAAAAUGAACGAACCACUUGCUUCUUAUUUAGGCUACACAGUAAACUCUGCUACUGUCCCUGGAGAUGUGCUCUAUGUUGCUGGACAGCCUCGGUACAAUCACACAGGCCAAGUCAUCAUCUAUAGGAUGGAAGAUGGGAAUAUCAAGAUUCUCCAGACACUCGGUGGAGAGCAGAUUGGCUCCUACUUCGGUAGUGUCUUAACAACAAUUGACAUCGAUAAAGAUUCUAACACUGACCUGCUUCUCGUUGGAGCCCCCAUGUACAUGGGAACAGAGAAAGAGGAACAGGGAAAAGUGUAUGUGUACGCUAUGAAUCAGACAAGGUUUGAAUAUCAAAUGAGCCUGGAACCAAUUAAGCAGACCUGCUGCUCGUCUCUGAAGGGCAAAUCAUGCACAAAAGAAAACAAGAACGAGCCGUGUGGGGCUCGUUUUGGGACAGCAAUCGCUGCUGUAAAAGACCUCAAUGUUGAUGGAUUUAAUGACAUCGUGAUCGGAGCCCCACUGGAAGAUGACCACGCCGGUGCGGUGUACAUCUAUCACGGCAGCGGCAAGACCAUCAAGAAAGACUACGCACAACGAAUUCCAUCAGGUGGAGAUGGCAAGAAACUGAAAUUUUUUGGCCAGUCUAUCCAUGGAGAAAUGGAUUUAAAUGAUGAUGGUCUGACUGAUGUGACUAUUGGGGGCCUUGGCGGUGCUGCCCUUUUCUGGGCCAGAGAUGUGGCUGUAGUUAAAGUGACCAUGAAUUUUGAACCCAAUAAAGUGAAUAUUCAAAAGAAAAACUGCCGUGUGGAUGGGAAAGAAACUGUGUGCAUAAAUGCUACCAUAUGUUUUUAUGCAAAAUUAAAGUCUAAAGAAGACUUAAUUUACAAAGCUGAUAUGCAGUACCGCGUCACCCUAGAUUCACUCAGACAGAUAUCACGGAGUUUUUUCUCUGGAACUCAAGAGAGAAGGAUUCAAAGAAACAUUACAGUUCAAGAAUCCGAAUGCAUUAGGCACUCCUUCUACAUGUUGGACAAGCAUGACUUUCAGGACUCCGUGAGGAUAACUUUAGAUUUUAAUCUUACUGAUUCAGAAAAUGGACCUGUUCUUGAUGAUGCUCUACCAAACUCAGUCCAUGAACAUAUUCCAUUUGCCAAAGAUUGUGGAAAUAAGGAGAAAUGUAUCUCAGACCUUACCCUGGAUGUGUCCACCACAGAAAAGAACCUGCUGAUUGUCAGGUCUCAGAAUGACAAACUCAAUGUCAGCCUCAUAGUCAAAAACAAAAAGGACAGUGCCUACAACACCAGGACGAUAGUACAAUAUUCUCCAAAUCUAAUUUUUUCAGGAAUUGAGGGGAUCCAAAAAGAUAGUUGCGAGUCCAAUCGAAAUAUCACAUGUAAAGUUGGAUAUCCUUUCCUGAGAACAGGAGAAAUGGUAACUUUCAAAAUAUUAUUCCAGUUUAAUACAUCAUGUCUCAUGGAUAAUGCAAUCAUUCACUUAAGUGUAACAAGUGACAGUGAAGAGCCGCCUGAAUCUCUUUUUGAUAAUGAAGUAAAUAUUUCUAUCCCAAUAAAAUAUGAAGUUGGACUACAGUUUUACAGUUCUGCAAGUGAGCACCACAUUUCAAUUGCAACCAAUGAGACUGUACCUGAAGUUAUUAAUUCCACUGAGGACAUCGGAAAUGAAAUUAAUGUCUUCUACAUGAUUAGAAAAAGGGGACAUUUCCCAAUGCCAGAACUUCAGCUGUCAAUUUCAUUCCCCAAUUUGACAUCAGAUGGUUAUCCUGUGCUGUACCCAAUUGGAUGGUCAUCUUCUGAUAAUGCAAAUUGCAGACCCCAGAGUCUUGAAGAUCCUUUUGGUAUCAACUCUGGGAAGAAAAUUACAAUAUCAAAAUCUGAAGACCUCAAACGAGGCACAAUUCAGGAUUGCAGUACCUGUAAAUUUGCUACCAUCACAUGUAAUCUCAUUCCUUCUGACGUGAGCCAAGUUAAUGUCUCACUCAUCUUGUGGAAACCAACUUUUAUAAAAGCACAUUUUUCCAGUUUGAAUCUUACUAUAAGGGGAGAACUUCAGAGUGAAAACUCAUCUUUGAUUUUAAGCAGCAGCAACCAAAAGCGAGAGCUGGCUAUUCAAAUAUCCAAAGAUGGGAUCCCAGGCAGAGUGCCCUUGUGGGUAAUCCUCCUGAGUGCCUUUGCUGGACUACUGCUGUUAAUGCUGCUCAUCCUAGCACUGUGGAAGAUUGGAUUUUUCAAAAGGCCGCUAAAGAAGAAAAUGGAGAAAUGAAAUGCCUGACAAGAGAAACAGUAGCAAUCACUCAAUGAUCUAUCCUCAGGUUUGCCUCAGACAUGUGACAAGAAAUUCAUAAACAAUAUCAAGGACAUAGUCAUGUGACUCUAUAAAACCCAUCAUCCUUCUGGGGUUAAUUACUUGGAAAAUGACAGAUCAAACCUGCUUCAAAAACAGUACCCAAACAUAUAUUUUAGAAAGUGAUGAAAACUAUUUUUAAUAAUUACUCAUUUUUGUUGAGUAAGUAAAAUUGCAAAGUGUUUUAAAGAAGAAUCAUCAAUACAAAUGUUUGUAUGUUAAAAAUGUUACACAAAGUAUUUAAGAAAUUCACAAAAAAGAGUUUUAUGUUCAUUGAAGUAGUUACUUUCAACACAAUCUAAAUUAUGCAUUUUUCCCUUGAUUACACUUUGAAAAUGACACAGCAUUUGUAAAUGCCAACAAAGAAAGGGAGUGAAAAGGAUCUCCCAAUUCAAAAGAAAAAAAAAAAAGAAUGCCCUUGUAGAGUCCAUAUACAAUAUGGACUAAAAAUACAAUAAAUCACAGAGAACACAUUCAUUAACUCUGUCUUGGGUUCUGUAGGUGCAAAUAAUGUCAUUAGAAAAUAGUGCAAUUGAGCUUAAAUUCUAUAUAGGAUAGACAGUCAAAAUAGAGUCAUUAUUUAAAAACAAGUGCACUGAACCUAUUAAUUUAAACUUUUACAAAAAGCAAAAGUGUUUAAUUUUUAUAUUGAGCUCUAAAACACAACUCUUUUAUAAAGAAAGAAUGAAAAGACACCUAACGCAGUUUUGUGUAGCAUUACAGAGUUCUGCCAUGAAAAGCCACAUUGUGUGCAGAUAUGCCCAAAUGGAUUCUGAACGGAACAUGGCGGCAAAGAUCCAUUGGCCCUGGGCAGCUGAAAUCAUCUUUGCUAGGCAGCUGUUCGGUUUCUAAGAUGUUACAUGAAGUUGGAGCUUUCUCAACUACUUUGUACAGGGUUCAUUCAAACCCCCAAGCUGUGAGAGUUUAUUUUUAAAUUUUUUGAAGUAUUUAAUUUCCCAAACACAUUUCUUAUUUUUAUGAAAAGGAAGUAUCCCCUUUCUGUAUUGUAUUUUACCAAGAACUCAACAACAUUAAGUAGAACCCCAGAAAUGUAGUUUAAAGAAUUUCUAGUUUAAAAAUUAAACCAACAGAAAGGCGUGACUCUUUUAUAUGAACUUCUUUGUUCCUGAAGUAAUCAUUUUAGGUCUCUGGACUCCGCUGUAACAUGAGCUGCCAGUUUGCUCCAUUUCUAAGAUGAAUAACAAUGAAUGAAUGUACAAUAUCUGUAUGUGUGAACUACUGCUGGAAACUUUGCAGAUACUCCUGCCAGAACCCCAUUGCUCCACUUGAUUUCCCAUUGCAAGACCUGAACCUGUCAAUACCCAGAAAGUGCUGGACUCUGCUUUCCUCAAAACACAGCAAGUCAACAGAGAAGUUAAGUGCUGUUGGUUUGAUUUUUAAAAACUUAUUUCUAAAGAAUUAUCUUAAGGCUCAGAUUUAGCCUACCUCUUGGCUCUCCAGCUCUACAACUAAGAUCCUGAAGGCCUAAGGCGUGAACCUAACAAUGCCAAGGUCAUCCCUGGCUGGAAGAAAGUGGAAAGAAAGCUGGAAGAAAGAAGACGUGUCCUUCAUUCUCAUGGUCGCUGUCAGCUUCAGAAGCCAUUCCUUCUGCCUGCUCCUUUUCCCCAACAGAACUCAGGUGUCUCUUACUCAGUUACCAUGGUGCCCACCUCUAGCACUCACCUGCUCAGCAGCUCUUGGAGAAUGAAAUUCGGCAGAUAGACUUAAAUUCAUCUUUGACAUCUGCGACUGUCAGAUGCUGAACUAUGCACAGUGAACUGAGUUUGUGUAUCUAAACUAUACAUGUUACUAAGCCAAGGAGGGAAGACAGAAACGAGGACAUUUUGAGCUCUUAAGAAAGGAAAGAGCUGUUUAGCUAGAUAAAAAGCUGCUUAGCUAGAUACGGAAUUGCCAAAGCCAUUUGCCUACCACAGUUUCUAACAUGAGUUAUUCUUGGUUAUCAGUAAAAUAUUUAAGGAACCAGAUAGUCCCUUUCUCUGCUGUUAUAAUUUGCUGAGGUCUGUGUAAGUAUGUGUACGUGCAUUCACACACAUACAUGUACAUGUAUCAAUUAAAUGCAAAAUACUUCAGUACCACCAAAUGACAUGUAUACCCAAAAAAAAAGCACACAAACAUAUGUGAGCAACAAAAGCCUAAUUUCUUCACUUUUUAUACUGUGUUCUCUUUCAUUAAUAUUUAGGUUUAGUUAGUAUUUCAGCAACUAAAAAUUAUAAAUGCAAAGACUUUGAUUUUCAAAAUAUCAGAAGAUGUCCCAAAUUAGCUUUAUAGAAAUGUUCCUACAACAUGUAAAUGAUUGAGAAAUAUGCUAGGUGUGAUUUUAAAACAAUAAGAAAAAUGAGUGAUACUUCAUAUUCUUUAUGAGCUUAUGGACUAAACUGAAUUGCCACUUACUGCCUUUGUACCUUUGAUUGUUUUUGUCACUGUUGGUUCCGUUAUGAACCGAACUAUAAAUGCAAUCUUUUUCUUAAUUAAACUCACAGUAGAACAUUAAUAACUUAUUCAAAAACUUGUUCUCCAAAAAGAAAAAUAUUCAAAUUGCUGAUUACUGUGACUUAAAUGUUCUCUCCAUAGCCGUUUUCAGACAGUCUAACGUGACCUUAUUUGACUUGUAGAAUUCCUAGAAACGUAUGUCAGUUCUUAUGAACUAGUAUGACCUGGCUGCAGCACACCCCUGCAAUGGACUGCAUACUACAUAAGCAGGAAGGUUGGUAGGCUAGAAUACAGAUCAAUGUGUUGAGUCUGCAUACCUAAAAAUACAGUACUUCAAAUUGCACUGAAAAUACCCAUCGUGCCAAUCCCAGAAGAUACGAUGUGCAAGAAUGCUCAGUCUUUAGUUUCAAUAUUUAAAACUAUAACCAUCCUUUAAUAUGAAUGAAGCGAUAGGGACUUGCAGAAGAAGGAAGGACUUGAAAGAAGCAGUCACAAAAUGUGCCGCACAGUGAAAACCAGACCUAUUCAGCAGGCACAAAGAGGCCAUUUCACUUUCUCCAGGAACUCAGAGGCCUGAGUGCAACAUUGUGGAAGGUCUUCUUUUACAGAUAUUUUUAACUUCUGCUAUCCAUUUUAAACUUAAAUAAUGCAAUUUGCUAAACUUUUCCUCUGAGCACUAGGCUCGUGGGCAAUUUAGACCCUAAAUAUUUUCUGUAUCAUAAGUAUACUUGAAAAGAGGCUUGUGGGAAGAGAUAUUUUUACACAAUUUGAUGCUUAGGCAGCCAGAAUUUUACCUAUAAAUGUAUAUAUGAGUAAUAUGCAUAUAUUUAUAUAGACAAGUAUCUACUUUUUCUUUUUAAAAAAUACCCAAGAUCUCAGCUCAAUUGGAAAGCAGACAUAUUUGCACUGAAACAAAACGGUUGGUGAUAAGCAGCACUGCACUGCAGCACAGGCUGUGGGAAGUCUAGUCUAUGUUCUUAGUAGGACCAGAGCUAACGUGCUGUGAGUGGCAACCACGGCUUCCAAGGAGUGUGCUUUCCAUGACAUCAUCUUUGUCGAACAUACCAUCAGUUCUAUGCGAACUGUGUAUCCUGCUCUGCACAAUGCUGAGCAAACCAAAGACCCAGGCCCAGAGCCUGUCUUGUGUACCAGGUGCAUACUGUUGUCUAAUAAAGUGGCUUCUGGCAAAUAAUUUGUUCAAA